Molecule: messenger RNA, 1793 nt
Organism: Danaus plexippus (monarch butterfly)
Lineage: Eukaryota; Metazoa; Arthropoda; Insecta; Lepidoptera; Nymphalidae
Exons: 3
Coding region: 16-984 (322 amino acids)
Source: RefSeq, a predicted model, not a curated record
AACGUCGGGACGCCCAUGAGUCGCCUUGGGGCUUCGCCCGCACGGUUUGCCGGCUCGCGGGUCCUCCAGUCGGUGACGUCAUGCCUCCCACCCCUCCCCCAGAGAUGGCUCCCCUCCCCCUCCCACCAGGUCACAGUCGUGUCACCGCAGCCAUCCACUGCCGCCGCCAGCUCCAGUACUCCCUGCUCCGUCAUGGCUGCCACCCGCUUCGUGCUGCUUACCGCGCUGCUCGCUCUGCACCUCGCCGCCGUGCACCAGGCUCUCGCCGCACCCCAGGGACCGCUGCGCGUGCGCAGGCAACUAGCGGACGACAAUACUCUGCAGCCCCUCGAUCGUGGCGCUAUGUGGAAGCUCCCGGCAGCGAACAUGGGUCACACGAGUACGCUCCUAACGCCCACGCCGCCCAGCUCCGACUGGUCCAGCCGUCUGAGCAACCGUUCGCCCACAGUGCAAUCACAGCUGUCCCCGAAAAUGGCGGACACCAUCACGCCGUCACGUUCACGAAUCAGCCAGACUCAAUCAGGUACUCGGGGCAAUCCGACCCCGCCGGGUACACGGGUCGACCUGAGUUCCUUGGAUACGAGGAGCGGCCUGUCUCCGUCGGAUACUCGAGCCAGUCAGAGAACUUCGGCUACAGGUCGGCGAUCGUUCAGAGGAGGGGCGUCACGAGAGGUGCGUCAGGUGAAGAAGGACGACGACAUCCCGGUGUUCGAUCGGAACAAGGUCAGCCUGGACUUCCCCGGGAACCUGUUUGGACCGUCCGUGUCGCUGCUGAUCCGAACCACUAAGAUUGUCGGUGAUGUCAUACAGAAUUCAGCAGUACGAUAUCAAUCCUUCUUAAGACUUUUCCGGCCUCUCUUUCGUGGUCCCUUCGAAAUCAAAGGACUGGAUCCCCCCACCACAACAACUAAAACAACUACAACGAAAACCACCACCACCACCACCACAUCUGUUCCAGCAACAGACAACGAAGUCCGUCGAUAGGAAUAGUUUCGAUGGCAUUCUUUUGUACAUUGUAUCAAAUCACAAUUCAUCAAAAUAUGUUUUCCUAAGACUUUAAUUCGUUUUUCUAUUUGCUCAGGUGACAAUUCAAUCUGUAUUUCUUGGUGCCAUUUAGUAAUCAUAUAUGAUAAUUUUAUGUUAUAAGUUUCUUAUUUGUAAUACAUCUACAACUGAGAAUAACUUCUUUCAAGAUACAAGAUUCCAUAAUAUUCAUCUAGAUUUUUAUCUGUUUAAUUUUAAUAGAAUAAUAUUGUAAGUUGUAGUUAUGUCUAUCAAAGGAAGCAGUGUCUACGUGAUGAAAAGGUUCGUAGUGUGACAUGACAAAACUUAUAAGUUUGUAAUUGUUAUAAAUAUUAUCUUUAUAUGGUAGAACUUUACAUAAAAUGUCUUGCGGUUGUAUUUGAACUCCAUAGAUGUUAAAGAGUAAAUUUAUCCUGGAACAGAUAUAAGUCUUCAGGAAAGAAUAGGAAAAGACAAAUAGUCUUGUAAUUUGACUGAAUUUGCUUGUAAAAUAAGCUUUACUGUAAAGUCUUUAAGAGGUGUAUUUGAGUCUAAACAAUAUUAUUUGUGAUGCCUACUGCUGAUAUUCUUUUAUGUGUGAAAGUGGUUGCAUAAAGUCAAUUAAAUGGAGCUAUUCUAAUUUAACAGUUAUUUUUCGGAUUAAUAUUUUAUUUUAGUGUCACAAAGAUGACUUGUUAUUGGAAAAGUAGUCAGUGGAAUGUAUAUUAUGUUAAAUAAUAUACUAAAUAAGUCUAAAGUAAGGGGGGAGAGGGGAGGGGGGCGCUUUCUAA